Messenger RNA from Misgurnus anguillicaudatus (oriental weatherfish), 2159 nucleotides. The record is from RefSeq and is a predicted model, not a curated record. NCBI's taxonomy places the organism in Eukaryota, Metazoa, Chordata, Actinopteri, Cypriniformes, Cobitidae.
CGCAGAUAUUGUGCAUGUCGUACAUUACGGUAAAUUUAUAGAUCCGUCGGAGUGUGGUUGUUUGCAAAUCCAAAGAGCACUGCAAUGUAAAUUUAUCAGCAGAUUAAUCGGACCGCUUACCACAAAUCCCGCACCAGAGAGGGAAAAACACAGAGUCUUCUUUCUACUAAAGUGCUCCUCCACAAUAAGGCGUGCUGUACCGUCAGACGCUCGUCAUCCUCUUCCUCAUUGAUUGUUGACACCAAACUCCUCUCUCCCUCUGCUGAGGGAGCACCUGCUGUUUGUACUUCUGCUGUCUGGCACAUCAAAGCAGUCCUGUCUUUUCUAGAUAGUUGGAAUGGCUGCUAAACCUCAUCCACCUCUGAUGAAGAAACACAGUCAGACUGAUCUUAUAAGUCGCCUCAAGACACGCAAGAUCCUGGGCGUUGGUGGAGAGGACGAUGAUGGAGAGGUGCACAGAUCAAAGAUCAGUCAGAUGCUGGGGAAUGAGAUCAAGUUUGCAGUUCGGGAGCCUGUUGGACUGAGGUUAUGGAUUUUGUUUUCUGCUGUGGUUUUCACAGUCAUGGCACUUAUGGCAUUAAUCUUUCCUAACCAGCUGUAUGAAGUUGUAUUCGAUCAAGAGCAAACAGACACCAGUGUUUCUAUACGUCUGUAUGGAGGGGCCAUUCUCAGUCUGUCUCUGAUCAUGUGGAACGGCUUGUAUACUGUUGAGAAGGUUAUCAUUCAGUGGACAUUACUCAGCGAGGCCUGCUACUUUGCCAUCCAGUUUUUAGUCACCACCAUCACUCUGGUGGAACUCGGCUCCCUGCCAAAUGCUGCUAUCCUCCUCCUCCUCAGUCGCAUAUUCUUCCUCAUUAUCACGCUGUCCUAUUAUUACCAUCUGGGACGCCGGCAGAAGAAAAUCUGAGAGUGUCGCACACACCAGUACGAGACUCCUGGUGCUUAGGGAAAUGAAGUGAUGGACGGCCGGGCUGGAGUUUUCAUCAGAAGCUUUGAACAGUGACACAGUUAACACCACAUCAACCUUUGUUGACCUGGCGUUGAGCCUUACGACAAGGACAAUGCCAAAACCCCAUUUUUUAUUUUUAUGCUCAAUUGAAUUUCAUUUUUCGUUCUGCAUUGUGCAGUCACAGUGUACUGUAGGUCUCUUCAUUCAGCGUUUGUUGUUUAAAGUAUUGCACACUGUAGCCGAGCUUGGAACGUUGGUGUAAUUGUCUGUAGUUAUGGUAUCAAUAAAACAUUAUUUUUUAAAAACGCCAAUGACGUCUAGCUCCUAGACAUGUGACGUGUGUGGCUAGUAAACACUAGAAUGUGUUUGAAAAACAAAAUCAUUCAGUAUUUAAGUAGUUAAUACAUUGCCUCCUGCCUUUACUACAGUAUCAAAACAGAGUUGUGGGCAAAUCUGUAUUAUUGUAGAUUGCUUUAACACUGAAACGAAAAACAAUACCUGCUGUAUAGCUACAGUCUCGCUGCUUUUGAGUUAAUACAAGUUCCCGUAUAGCAGUGGUUACAUCUCAAAUAUGUGUACUUUAUUGAUGACAGACACAAAGGGUUAGUUUGUACAGUUAGUUAGUUUUUAUAUAGAUGCCCUCCAGGUUCACUAUUUUAGAAACUUAUCAAACAGUUAACAUUUUAGGUAAAUACUUCAUUAAGUUUAUAACUCCACAACUCCUUUCUCUUUGAGUAAUGCCACAAAACAUGGUUGUGUAGCACAAAAGCAUAUGGUCAUACUAAUUUUAACAAGCAAUGUAGCAGUAUUUCCCCUCACAGUUUCCUAAUAUUGCCUUAAUAUUGUAAACUUCACACAUUUUCCACGUCAGCACACUGCCAGUUGUUUGUACUUUGUCUGGAUAAAUCAAGAGAACUGUUUUUCCAGUUGCUUAUUUAUUGGCCAGUCCAAAGUCUUGGCAUAAGUAAAAUUCGUUUUGUUUUUUUAACUUAGGUUUGUGGUAUGACUUGCACAUUUAUUGUCCGAGGUGUGUAGUCAGGAAAAGAUUUGUGCAGCAGAAUAAUGAAAUUAUCUCGUCUACCUGUUACUAGAGUUGUGUACGGUCUGAUGAUGGGCACAAAUGAAAGUGUACAGUGUAUAUGUCUGCUGUUUUGUGUUUAUGGUAUGCUUUUUAAAAGUUUCCAUUAGCACAAUAGUUGAUAACCUUCCA